Molecule: messenger RNA, 2542 nt
Organism: Nelumbo nucifera (sacred lotus)
Lineage: Eukaryota; Viridiplantae; Streptophyta; Magnoliopsida; Proteales; Nelumbonaceae
Source: RefSeq, a predicted model, not a curated record
UCCAGCCGAAGGGAAUCAACAAAACCGGUGCUUUCACAAGUCAUAACCACUGUGGUUCAUGGUCCUCGGCAAGUCUAGUUCAGAGCGUUGAAGAGCUUAAACGACCAUUAAUGGCGAUGACGGUUAAAGUGCCUAUUCGUAUCGGUAUUCGAUACGAAUAGACCUGCAGCAAACCAGCAACGAUUUCAGCAUCCACGUCUCUGUCCGUCUGUCUAAAGGGAAAAAAAAGAGUGUCGAUACUUUUGCCUUUUAGCCAUUUUGUAUUGACUUACUUGGAGGGAUCUAGUCCGUUAAUUGCUGGUCGGCUAGGGUUUCUGCUAUUAAACAAUGUCUUUUCGGAUCACGCCAAUGGAGUUCCGAUAUUAGUUUUGUUUUAUAGGGGUUUGGAACCACUGCGAUGGUUGAUGUACGACUUCUGCUUUAAAAUGAGUUCUAGCGAUCGACUUGGCAUCUCUGCGUCGUCUCUGUGUUAAAUUCAUGAAAGCGGAUUCUGAGAACUUGAUGUUGUGAUCCUGCAAUUAGGUGUUUGUAGGUGUAUGUUGUAUAAAUGCCAGAAGUUACAGCAUCGAAGUCAUGGCGAGAGGAGCUCGCAAGCCUUGUGGAGGACACAGGGAUAAGAUACGCCGGCGACGGAAUUGGAACCACUCCAGCUGCUCUGGAAACGAGAAGGGCGGAUUUUAUAGGUGUCGAGGGGCUCGAAGGUGAUGGUGCUGAAAUAGAGAGCCUAAAGGAUCAGGUUAAAGGAUUUCUGAAGUCUGUAGCCGAAAUGCUUCAGGAGUUGGCCAGGGGUUGCAGGGAUAUAGUGCAACAGAAUCUUGGGAAUGAGGACUCGUAUAUUGUUAAGAAGUUGGGAGGGCCUUGGGCGAAGGUUUCUAGUAGGCUAAGCUUCAUGAACGAAUUCUUGCCGGAGGACCGGGAUCCUGCUCAUGCCUGGCCGGUGGUGUUCUUCGUCUUCAUCCUUGCACUUGCAGCAUUGGGCAUAAAUACUGGACAUGAUAGUACAAUUCCAGUGACAAAGAAAGUAAAAAUACAUCCCCCAAGUGCUACACGCUUUCAACUUCUGGAUGGAAGGUACAUGGCAUAUCAUGAGCAAGGCGUUUCAGCUGACCGGGCUAGAUUCUCUCUGAUUGCUCCACAUUCCUUUCUUUCUUCCCGAUUUGGAGGGAUACCUGGAAUUAAAACAUCACUUCUAGAGGAGUUUGGUAUUCACAUGGUCACAUAUGAUCUUCCUGGUUUUGGAGAGAGUGAUCCUCAUCCUGACAGGAAUCUUAAUUCAUCUGCCUGGGAUAUUUUGUCCAUAGCAAAUGCUGUUGGUGUUACUGACAAGUUCUGGGUGGUGGGUCACUCAAGUGGAAGCAUCCAUGCUUGGGCUGCACUGAGAUAUAUUCCUGAUAAAAUUGCUGGUGCAGCCAUGUUUGCUCCAAUGGUUAAUCCUUAUGAUUCAGCAAUGAGUAAGGAAGAGAGACAAAGAACUUGGGAAAAAUGGACAUUUAGAAGGAAAAUGAUGUACUUUCUAGCCCGGAGGUUCCCAAGAUUUCUUCCUUACUUCUACAGGCAGAGCUUCCUAUCUGGAAAGCAUGGUCAACUUGACAAGUGGUUAUCACUGUCACUAGGAAAGAAGGACAGGAUUCUGAUAGAGGACCCAAACUUUGAAGAAUAUUGGCAAAGGGAUGUGGAGGAAUCGAUCUGCCAAAGAAAUCCAAGACCAUUUGUGGAAGAAGCAGUAUUACAGGUGUCAAAUUGGGGUUUUAGCCUUGCAGACCUUCAGGUACAGAAGAAGCGUCAAGGGAGAGGUAUCCUCCCUUGGCUGAAAUCCAUUUACAGUCAAGCUGACCUGGAGUUGACAGGAUUUCUUGGACCAGUACACAUAUGGCAGGGGAUGGAUGAUGGGGUUGUGCCACCAUCAAUGACCGACUUUGUACGUCGGGUUCUACCAGAAGCCACAGUGCAUAAGCUCUUUGGUGAGGGCCACUUUUCAUAUUUCUGUUUCUGCGAUGAAUGUCAUAGGCAGAUAUUCUCUACUCUUUUUGGAACACCACAAGGUCCACUCAACAGGACAAUGGAAUUGGAUCAAACCUCUUUUGGGGGAAUGGAUGCACCUGAUGAGGUGUCCCUUACGAUUGAUUCUACCACGUACUGAAGUAUAACUUGGUUUAACUUCAAAUUUUCUGGUAUAGAUCUGAAUCAACAAGGAAAGAAAAGGAACUUGUGUAAAUACCACUGUUGUGCUUCAUUUUCUCAUGGAGCAAAAGUGCCUACAAGUUUAGUCAUUUUUUCCCAUUUCUACAUCCUCACGGGCGGGUGAUGAGCAUGGACUACAUGGAGAGUUUUGAAUGAGAUAUCAAGCAAAGUCAGAAGAAUUGGAGCAAUUUCAAUCUGUGUUGCUUCCUUGUCAUAGAAAUGGUUAUUCUAAUUCGCAGCUCUUAUUAUAUUCUUGUAAAAUUUUGAAUUCGACAAGCAUUUCUGUACUGCAAGGUUCUUAAGGAACAAAAGUGGAAUGCAGUUACCAUAUAAUACGACCUGUUAAAGUUAUUUUUGUGCC